CCCCGAGUGUCAUCCGCGGGGAAAGGUGGGGAAGGGUCGCGGGCGGCGGUGGGGCGAGGGCCGUGAGCGUGGCCGGACCUGACGCGGAGCGGCCUCCGUGAGUGUGGGGCCUGCAGCCUUCUUCGCCCCCGCGCCCCCUGCGCGUCCCGCAGCGCGCGAGGCCCCUGACGGCUCGGUCCCCGCGGGCUGGCGCCUGACCAGCCAGGCCUCGGAUGAUUUUGCUCCAGAACUUGGUCCUGAUGUCUGAUCAUGGAGAUGUGAGCCUCCCACCCGAAGACCGGGUGAGGGCUCUCUCCCAGCUGGGGAGUGUGGUGGAGGUGAAUGAAGACAUUCCACCCCGGCGGUACUUCCGCUCUGGAGUUGAGAUGAUUCGAAUGGCAUCCAUUUACUCUGAGGAAGGCAACAUCGAACGUGCUUUCAUCCUCUAUAACAAGUAUAUCACGCUCUUUAUUGAGAAACUACCCAAACAUCGAGAUUACAAAUUGGCUGACAUUCCUGAAAAGAAAGACACAGUAAAGAAAUUAAAGGAGAUUGCGUUUCCUAAAGCAGAAGAGCUGAAAGCAGAGCUGUUAAAACGAUACACCAAAGAAUAUACAGAAUACAAUGAAGAAAAGAAGAAAGAGGCAGAGGAAUUUGCCCGGAACAUGGCCAUCCAGCAAGAGCUGGAGAAGGAAAGACAGAGGGUGGCACAACAGAAACAGCAACAAUUGGAACAGGAGCAGUUCCAUGCCUUUGAGGAGAUGAUCCGGAACCAGGAGCUAGAGAAAGAACGACUGAAAAUUGUACAGGAGUUUGGGAAGGUGGACCCUGGCCUGGGCGGCCCGCUGGUACCUGACUUGGAAAAGCCCUCCUCAGACGUGUUCCCCACCUCACCUGUCUCAGCCACACAGCCUUCAGACUGUAACACGACUCCGAGGCCGGCUAAGCCCCCUGUGGUGGACAGGUCUUUGAAACCUGGAGCACUGAGCAACUCAGAAAGUAUUCCUACAAUUGAUGGAUUGCGCCAUGUGGUGGUGCCUGGGAGGCUGUGCCCACAAUUCCUCCAGUUAGCCAGUGCCAACACUGCCCGGGGUGUAGAGACAUGUGGAAUUCUCUGUGGAAAACUGAUGAGGAAUGAAUUUACCAUCACCCAUGUUCUCAUCCCCAAGCAAAGUGCUGGGUCUGAUUAUUGCAACACAGAGAAUGAAGAAGAACUCUUCCUCAUUCAGGAUCAGCAGGGUCUCAUCACACUGGGCUGGAUUCAUACUCAUCCCACACAGACCGCCUUUCUCUCCAGUGUUGACCUGCACACUCACUGCUCCUACCAGAUGAUGCUGCCAGAGUCAAUAGCCAUUGUUUGCUCCCCCAAGUUCCAGGAAACUGGAUUCUUUAAACUGACUGACCAUGGACUAGAGGAGAUUUCCUCCUGUCGCCAGAAAGGAUUCCAUCCACAUAGCAAGGAUCCACCUCUUUUCUGCAGCUGUAACCAUGUGACUGUUGUGGAGAAAGCCGUGACCAUCACAGACCUACGAUGAGAGUUUGACUUAAAUGCCUUCCAAGAACUAUAAAACUUAUCAGUGUACUGUACCCCCUUAAUUUAAGCUUCCAGGAGGCUUCGAAUGCCUUUUUAAACAGAAUAGACAAGGAUGUCAUCUGGGGGAGAGCUGAUUUUCUGUUUCUGGUUUGAGAAAAUGUUUGGGUAUAUUUUUUAGGCAAAUCUGGAAAAAAUCAUGAUCACACUAAAGCAAAUGUAACUCAAAAUUAAUUCGAAAGAAUAAUAUCAUGAGUGCCCAUAUGCCCUUUAUUUUAUAGAUUCACCAAUUGUUAAUGUUUUUUCUUUCCUCUCAGCUGUCUGUCUCAUUUCUCUGCCAAUUUGUUUAUUUUUUACCUUUGGACUAAAUAUGGGCAUCUAGCAGAAAUCUGGAAGCCAUUUAGAAAAUCUUUGGAGUUUUCUGUGGUCUGUGGCAAUAUGAAUAGAGCUCAUUACAAAGGGGGCAGCUCACUACAUCUGACCAGAUGGUGAGGCUUACACACCUUGAAGGAUGAUUUUUGUCAGACAUUAUUGCUAUUUAACAAACAUUUCAGGAUAUUUUCUUCCAUAAUAAAAAUAACGAUUAACUUA
Messenger RNA from Tupaia belangeri chinensis (Chinese tree shrew), 2101 nucleotides. It is a transcript of the gene STAMBP, whose product is annotated as STAM binding protein. Gene Ontology annotation, molecular function: K63-linked deubiquitinase activity; protein binding; metal-dependent deubiquitinase activity. Lineage: Eukaryota; Metazoa; Chordata; Mammalia; Scandentia; Tupaiidae. The transcript has 10 exons. Gene Ontology annotation, biological process: protein K63-linked deubiquitination. Gene Ontology annotation, cellular component: endosome; cleavage furrow. The record is from RefSeq and is a predicted model, not a curated record. The coding region runs from base 213 to 1514 and encodes 433 amino acids.